AGCUCAUUGGCUUUUUUAAAUUAGGAAGCCCGCAUUCUGUCUGCAUACUUGAAAGCUUCAGAGUCCGAGCUGUCAGCUGGUGAUGAGGAAUUAAUGUGUGUGCGUGCAAUAUUGUUGUUGUUGCCGUCGUCAUUGUGACAGACAGCUUUAUAAUACCUUGUGCUACUGUGACUUUUCUUUGACACGGGCUGUGUGGCAUUCUUAAAAGGGUCAGGACCAUACGCAAGCCGCAUCUCUUGAUCACCCAAGUUUGCUCCUACCUUGAGUAUAUACCUGAGGCUUACGAGGAGGAGAUUUCAGAGCUUACGAACGCGGAGGAGAGAGUGUGAGGCAAACCAACUUGGUCAUCGUCCAUCACCAUCAUUCAUCCUCUCAAACCCACCACGGUCCCGUCCAUCAUCACCUCCACCUCACAGCCAAGAUGGUGCACGUAGCAUUGGACCCAGCCUAUGGCUAUGGCAUUGUCUUAGGACUGGGGGCUCUUUUUGCCUUGGGUAUGAUCCUCGUCACCUUCGUCCUGCGAAGGUACAACAGCGAGCUGCAGACAUCCGAGAUGUUCAACACAGCCGGCCGUACGGUCAAGUCAGGCCUCGUCGGGAGUGCCGUGGUCUCCUCCUGGACCUGGGCAGCGACUCUUCUCCAGUCCACCGGUGUCUGUUACCGAUACGGCGUCUCUGGCCCCUUCUGGUACGCCUCGGGCGCCACGGUGCAGAUUCUCCUGUUCGCGACGCUGGCCAUCGAGCUCAAGCGGAGGGCGCCCAACGCCCACACCUUCCUCGAGGUCAUCAAGGCGCGGUUCGGCACCCUGCCUCAUCUCGUCUUCAUGGUCUUUGGCCUCGUGACCAAUAUCCUUGUGUCCCUCAUGUUGAUUGUCGGUGGGUCUGCGACUGUCAACGCCUUGACGGGCAUGAAUGAGAUUGCUGCCAUUUAUCUGUUGCCAGUGGGUGUCGUGGCUUAUACCAUGGUCGGUGGUCUCAAGGCGACCAUCUUGACGGACUGGAUCCACACAUUCAUCCUCUUGAUCAUCAUCAUUAUCUUUUCCCUGACGGCCUACGCGUCCUCGGAUGUCCUGGGAUCCCCUGGCGCUGUCUAUGACCUCCUGGUCACAGCCGCACUCAAGCAUCCCGUCGAUGGCAACAAGGACGGCAGCUACUUGACCAUGCGCUCCAAGGAGGGAGCCAUCUUCUUUGUUAUUAACAUUGUUGGAAACUUUGGCACCGUGUUCCUGGAUAAUGGAUACUACAAUAAGGCUAUUGCAGCAUCGCCAGUACAUGCCCUCCCAGGUUACAUCCUCGGUGGUCUGUCGUGGUUUGCCAUCCCAUGGCUAACAGCUACGACAAUGGGCUUGUCUGCACUGGCUCUCGAGUCGAACCCGCGAUUCCCAACCUAUCCAGACCGCAUGUCCGACGCUGAUGUGUCUGCUGGCCUCGUUCUUCCCUAUGCUGCCGUUGCUCUUCUCGGCAAAGGCGGCGCCAUCGCGACUCUGCUCAUCAUCUUCAUGGCCGUCACCUCGGCUACCUCUUCGGAACUGAUUGCUGUCUCGUCCAUCUUCACUUAUGAUCUGUACCGUACAUAUUUCAAGCCGGAUGCGUCGGGCAACCGUCUGAUCUGGAUGAGCCAUUGCAUUGUCGUCGGCUACGCUGUCUUCAUAGCCAGCUUCUCGGUCGGCCUGUUCUAUGCAGGUAUCUCGAUGGGCUACCUCUACCUCAUGAUGGGCGUCAUUAUCUCAUCGGCUGUACUCCCUGCUACGCUGACCCUUACCUGGGCUGGUCUCAACAAGUGGGCUGCCGCCCUCUCCCCCAUCUUCGGCCUGGCCUUCGCCCUGAUCGCCUGGCUCGUCACCGCCAAGAAGACGUGCGGCAGCCUCGACGUGACCUGCACCGGCUCCAACGACCCCAUGCUGGCCGGGAACGUCGUCGCCCUGCUCUCCCCCCUGGUCCUCAUCCCCAUCUUCACGCUCCUCUUCGGCCUCGACCACUACGACUGGAAGUCCAUGAUGAGCAUCCGCCAGGGCGACGACCACGAGCUGGCGGCCGCUGCGGACCUGGACCUGGAGGAGGUCAACAGCGGGCAUGCGCAGGCUCCUGAUGACUUUGAGGCGGAGCAGAAGAAGCUGCUGCGGGCGGGAAGGAUCAGCAAGACCAUGACGGUGGUUAUGACCCUUGCUUUCCUGGUGCUCUGGCCUAUGCCAAUGUAUGGCAGCGGAUACAUCUUCAGCAAGAAAUUCUUCACUGGCUGGGUCGUCGUCGGCAUCAUCUGGAUCUUCUGCUCCCUGUUCGCAGUCGGCCUGUUCCCCGUGUUCGAGGGGCGUAAGACCCUCGUCAACACCGCAAAGCUGAUCUACCUCGACGUGACCGAGGUUCAAGUCUACAAAUAA
Molecule: messenger RNA, 2377 nt
Organism: Cryphonectria parasitica EP155
Lineage: Eukaryota; Fungi; Ascomycota; Sordariomycetes; Diaporthales; Cryphonectriaceae
Product: Na+/solute symporter
Exons: 12
Coding region: 422-2377 (651 amino acids)
Biological process (GO): putrescine transport; spermidine transport; urea transmembrane transport
Cellular component (GO): plasma membrane
Molecular function (GO): urea transmembrane transporter activity; spermidine transmembrane transporter activity; putrescine transmembrane transporter activity
Source: RefSeq, a predicted model, not a curated record